CAUAAAUACAUAUUCUUCCUACAAAUUUUUUAAUAAUAAUUUAUAUAUAUAUAUAUAUAUAUAUAUAUAAAAAAUAUCAUUUAUAAAAAUAAUAUCAACAAAGGAAAUUCUUUUUCAAGUUCCAAAAAUUAUCUUUAUUAUUUCAUAAUAUUCUAAUAUCUAAUAUAUAACAUAAUAAAAUAACAAUAAUUAUUAAAAAAAUAAUAAUAAUCAAAAUAUAAAUAUGUUUAAAGUAUAAUAUUCAUUAUUCUUUAUAAUAAUCUUAAAUUAAUUAAAAACAUAUUGAGUAUUUACAUAGCGAAGUAUCGAACAGAUCUAACUUUUAAUGAAAUUUUAUUUUUCAUAUUCCAAAAUCGCGUAAAAAAAUCAGAAUAUUUAAAAUGCCCUCAAUGAUUAUAAUUAUUAAAAUUGAAAAUCAAUAGAUUUUAAAAAUUCUUUUAAUUAUUUCAUAAAUAUUCUAAUGCGUCAUUGUGCAUUGAAUUGUAUUUAAAGGUAUUUAUAGAUCUUUUGUUAAUUACAAAUAAUAAAUAAAUUUAUAUAUGAAUUGAAUUAUUCAUGAAUUAAAAAUUAUAUAACUAUGGCAUUUUUUGUUAAAACACAAUGGAAAUAAUAUGUAAUUUGUGGAAUAUAUGUAAGAAUAAGAUGUAGAUAUAAUAUAUAAAAACUGAAUUAAAUUAAAUAGAUAAAUUGAAUAAAUAAAUAGAUUAAAAUUUUUAGUUAAUAAUAGGCAAGAAAAAACAAAAUUAAUUGAGAAUAAUAUUAAAAUAAUAAAAGAAUCUUAAUAUCUUCGAACUAUAAAAACCCUUUAAAUAUUAAAAUGGCUAUAUUGUAUCGAAUCAUAAAAUGUUUAGAAAAAAAUAUAUUAUCAGUAGGACGAAAUAGAAAUAUUACAUUAUCUGCAACAAGUCAUAUCAAAGAAAUAAUCGAAAAGAAAGAAGGAAACACUUUAACUAUCGAAGCUAUAAUAAAAUCAGAUAAAAAUGAUGAACGAUUUUUAAAACCUAAAAAUGGAGCAUGUCCUAUUUGUUCGUCUGGUCUUAAUAUUAAACAUACAGAUGUUCUCAUUCUAAAUCAAUUUGUUACAUCGGAUGGCUGUAUAUUGCCACGUAGAAUUACAGGUCUUUGUGAAGUACAACAAAAAAGAAUUAGUUCAUUAAUCCAAAUGGCUCAAUAUGCAGGACUAAUGCAAAGGAGAGCUCCUAAUGGUGGUCUACUUCAUCCUUUACAAAGAAGGAAAUGGAAAAAAUUUAAUAGCUAUUAUGAUGAAAAAACUAUUAAAGCUAGAUAUGUGUAAUAAUUAAUUGUUAAUAAUAAAUUAUAGAAAUUAUAAAAAA
This is a messenger RNA of Apis cerana (Asiatic honeybee), 1334 nucleotides long. RefSeq names its product mitochondrial ribosomal protein S18A (gene mRpS18A). Lineage: Eukaryota; Metazoa; Arthropoda; Insecta; Hymenoptera; Apidae. Gene Ontology annotation, biological process: mitochondrial translation. Gene Ontology annotation, molecular function: structural constituent of ribosome; small ribosomal subunit rRNA binding. Gene Ontology annotation, cellular component: mitochondrial small ribosomal subunit; ribosome. The record is from RefSeq and is a predicted model, not a curated record.